CCCUGGCACCGACGCGCUAGCCCACGCGCAGCUGUCGAUUGUACAUAUGUAAUACCUGACUGGUCUGAAAUUCCCAGCGCAUCCCAUCUGCAACCUUGUCGACUACAAGCUCAACCGCAGCAUCUACAUCCGCUUCUCCCAUUUUCUUCUACCUAUAAGUAGUGUCCGUGUCGUGACAUAUAACCUUGCGAAAACACUGCUUCUUCAUCUAGUCUCACCCAUCAAUCGUACACCGUCGUCAAGAUGUUGGAAGCUAGACUCAGCCAGUCAAUGGUCCUGAAAAAGGUGGUGGAUGCCAUCAAGGAUCUGGUGCAAGAUUGUAACUUCGACUGCAAUGACUCGGGCAUCGCCCUGCAAGCCAUGGACAACUCCCACGUCGCUCUCGUGUCCAUGUUGCUAAAGGCUGAAUCAUUUGAACCUUACCGAUGCGACCGAAACAUUGCCUUGGGCGUCAACCUCGUCUCGCUUACCAAGGUCCUACGUGCCCUCCAGAACGAUGAUCUCGUAACACUCAAGGCCGAGGACACGCCCGACUCAUUAAACAUCACUCUUGAGAGCAGCACAGCCGAUCGUAUUAGUGAAUAUGAUCUCAAGCUUAUGGAUAUCGACCAGGAGCACCUGGGUAUCCCCGAUACCGAGUAUGCCGCAACAGUGACCAUGCCUUCAGCUGAAUUUAAGCGCAUUUGUACGGAUUUGCAGGCCAUGUCCGAGUCUGUCACGAUUGAAGCUACCAAGGACGGAAUCAAAUUCUCUUGUGCCGGUGAUAUAGGAAAUGGCGCUGUCACUCUACGAAACUACCAGAAUGUCGAGAAGGAGCACUUGAAUGUGGAUAUUGAACUCACCGAGCCAGUUGCCCUGACCUUCUCUCUAAAGUACCUGGUCAACUUUUGCAAAGCGCAACCGUUGUCAGACAGAGUUAAGAUCUGCCUGUCGAAUGAAGUGCCCCUCUUGGUUGAAUAUCUGGUAACAGGUACCAGCUACCUGCGUUUCUACCUGGCACCAAAGAUCGGUGAUGACGACUAAAGAAUUUUAUAUGCGAAUGCAAUCAUGACUUUGACGAAAGACAUUAUACCACAGGCGUGAAUGGAAAGUUGGAGCUACAUAAGGAUAGGAUAUUACAGCAUGCCUACUGGGAUGUUGGUGUUCCUUAGUACUGCAGGUGCCUGACGGAGGUAGUUUCCAGUAGCUCGACAGACCAUCUCAUGAGUCGCUGGUUGCAAUUGAGCACAUCAGCGUACUUGAAACUAAUACAGGAAGAAAUUGCCUUAAUAUUAAGAUGUAACGUGGUCGAGACACAUAGUCCUUCCCUGUUGUGGCCUUUGCUGUGUGUAUCAAUGACCAAGUACUACCCGAAAAGUCCUCACUCAUAUAUGAGCACCUACAUACUUAGAUACUUAGGUAAGGUAUAAAGUACAUGUGUCACUAAAAAGGUUUAGUGCGGGGCAAGAACAAGAAGGCGGGGCGUUUAUUACCUACUGAAUGUUCCUAUAACACCGCCAGC
Xylaria bambusicola is the source of this 1501-nucleotide messenger RNA. Its product is annotated as proliferating cell nuclear antigen. Gene Ontology annotation, cellular component: PCNA complex. The record is from RefSeq and is a predicted model, not a curated record. Gene Ontology annotation, molecular function: DNA binding; DNA polymerase processivity factor activity. Gene Ontology annotation, biological process: translesion synthesis; mismatch repair; regulation of DNA replication. The transcript is spliced from 4 exons. Bases 244 to 1023 code for a protein of 259 amino acids. NCBI's taxonomy places the organism in Eukaryota, Fungi, Ascomycota, Sordariomycetes, Xylariales, Xylariaceae.